Molecule: messenger RNA, 3330 nt
Organism: Verruconis gallopava
Lineage: Eukaryota; Fungi; Ascomycota; Dothideomycetes; Venturiales; Sympoventuriaceae
Exons: 7
Coding region: 102-2231 (709 amino acids)
Biological process (GO): positive regulation of transcription from RNA polymerase II promoter by galactose; DNA-templated transcription
Cellular component (GO): nucleus
Molecular function (GO): zinc ion binding; DNA-binding transcription factor activity, RNA polymerase II-specific; RNA polymerase II cis-regulatory region sequence-specific DNA binding
Source: RefSeq, a predicted model, not a curated record
GUGGAAGUCGUGCUUCCAAAACCUCAUGCUAUGAAAAAAAUUCAGGAAAUAUUUCAGGAUCCCUCUCAUCCUACAGUCUAUAGUAUCUGGAUUUUUAUUUGAUGGAAGAACACACCCCUCCAGAAGGGCUUAAUGCAGGACUCGCUUCGGCAUCUGCGCGUCUACCGAAGCGCAGGAGAGUUGACGUUGCUUGCAACGCGUGUCGGCAGCGGAAAUCUCGCUGUGACGGUGUGAGGCCAGUUUGCUCAGCAUGCUCCCGCCUUUCUCUGCAAUGCAUGUUUGAGCAAAUCACACCCCCAGAGUCCGGGAAGACUGCAGAAAAGAGACCAACGUACGAGGAGUUAAGUCGCAAAGUUAAAGAAUUGGAGGCAAGACUUAACUCUCGUGCAACGACUGGUUCCCAUGCGAUCGAUACCCCUGCUCCAUCGGCCACAGAGGAGCACGUUGAGCGUUUGCCAGUCGAGGAUGAAGCAACUGUGGACGAGUUAGCGACUCAAGUCUUUAACGAGCUCCCGGAGCGAAAUAUCGGCUACUUCGGCGCCGCAUCCAACCAUGCCUUUGUGCGUACGCUUUCCGCGGCCUUUGCGUACCAAAUACCACUUAUGGUCCAGUCUCAGCAGCACGUAAGUCGCAAUCCCGGCCAGUAUCAUUCAAAUUCUUCGUUUCGUUCGCCUAGCCCUUCACCAGAGCAGACACGGAGGCGUCGGGAUGCGCACAGAAUCGUUGAGCCGUUUGUGGUCCCGCAAGAACAGGAACUGGUAGAAUUGUUGAAUCAUUUUUUUAUUACGACCGGUGCUGUGCUGCCAUUUGUGGAGAAGAGCGCCUUUCUUCCGCUGACGAAAGAUGCGGUAUGGCGAACGACGAGAUCGGGUCGCGCUCUACUGAAUAUCAUCUGCGCACAUGCAUCGCUAACUGUAAAUCCUACUAAUGCUGAAGACUUCUACGAUAGAGCAGUAGUGUUGUUGGAGGCGUAUACUCUUCAUGGAGCCAGUUUAGAACUUAUUCAAGCUUUGCUGCUACUUUGCAGCUUCCAGCAGAACACCCAACGCUCAACAAUAAGCUGGACAUAUCAUGCACUAGCAGUCAAAACAGCUAUCCAACAAGGCCUGCAUGCGCCCAGCUCAUACGAAGUACAUGGGGCGCAGAUGCGAGAGCUACGUAAAAGGCUCUGGUUUGGCGUCAUCAAUCAGGAUAGGCUUCUCAGCACCAGCUUUGGUCGCCCGUGUUUAAUACCAGCAGAACACGUCCAAGUUAUGGCCCCAACACACGAAGCCUUGGCUAUGGAGCAAAUGCCAUCCUUCUCUAAACAUCAUCACGAAGGCUUGUUGUACUUCAACUUUUUAACUUCGCUACAAGCUUUUCGAUACGAAGCUCUUGUAAAGAUUUACGACUAUAACAUCUCCAUGAAGUCGUCAACCGAUGCAAAAGAACUUGCAGUGAGCCGACUGAAACUAAUUUGUGAACUCGAGACGUGGCGUUCAAAUUGUGCGUUACACUUCGAUCUUCCUUCGUCCAACGAAGUCCAAACUUGGUCUUCACAGCUUUGCAAUUCGAACAGGUUUCGGAUACUCCUGAUGAUCCAAUUACAUGCAGUCACCAUGUUGAUUAAUGGCCCAUUCCUACUGAAUUGUUUGCAAACAUGGGAAGCAGAAGCGAAGCUCACACCGAAGUCGAAUCCACUUCUCGGAGCUCUGGUACAAAUGUUGGAGCAAGACAUAGAAGCGGCCAGCGAACUGCUCAAAGUUGUGUCACAUCUAGUGAAUCAUGCGCCAAAGUUCAUGUUAUCCAAUGCAGCAUGGUGGAUCUGCAAUUUCAAUGCUUUUACAGCGUCUUUGCACCUUUUCGGGACAAUGCUCAUACUUUACCGGGUUUCCUUCUCAGCUCACAUCACAUCCAUCGACACCUCCAUGGUUCGAAAGACACUUGAAUUUGGCCUUGAAGUGCUUGGUGCUGUUGGCCAGCAAAGCUUAAUGAGCUUAAGAGGUCGGCACGCACUUCACAAAUUUCUUCAUGUUUUUGAUUCUCUGACGUCGACUACGGAACAACAUGCGGAGCAUUCUAAUCUGCAAUCUAAUGUGAAGACGUCGAGUGCACCAACUGAGCUGGGAUUCGAUGAAUAUUACGCGCAGCUGGUCUCACAAUCCACAGCUGAUUAUUUUUCAAUGCCUCAUGCAAAUGGAAUGGAUUUCAUGAAUGCCGACUUUGGAUUAAAUAUCUUCAAUUUUGGGUAAUCUGCUAGUGACAAUCAGAGGGCAUGAAGGUCUUGCUGGCAAUUCUCGUCUGAUCUACUCCUUAAUUACGCGCUUGCGACCACUCCAUUGAAUCGCGAUGGUUGGAAUUACGCUUCCGACAAUAAUCAGCGCUGUAGUGAUUCCGCAACUACCAUCGAGUCCAACAGUACGAAGCAUUGGCGGAAACCCUGUCCAAAAUUAGUAUCAUCAGCAGCAAAAAAGAAUCAGCAACUUACAGAAUGGACCAAUAAAUCCCCAGGUCUGCCUAACGAAAGUUAUGAAAGUUCCCACGGAUGAAGAUUGCUUGGGAUAGCAGUCAACCGCGUACGUCACAAGCACCGUGGUCACAAUUUGCAUGCCAGCUGCGGCUAUGCCUGCACCAACGAGAGGAGUCACAUUCCAAUGCUGGCCGGCAUUGUUCAGUUGCACCAGGAAUACAAUAAUACCAACCGUAGCAAGGACGUAACCGGGGUAGCUAAGCCAAAGUCGAUAUUCCGGUUUGACAUUGUGAACCUUCUUACGCCGCUGAGCCAUCCAUUGAUCAGAUGCAGAACCUCCAAUUUGUUCCCCAAUAAGAGUGCCGAUGAUUAUGGCAAUAUUCUGCAGGCCAAUCUGCUCUGCGUUGAAGCCGAACUGUUCAACAAAGAGCUGGGGAAUUUCGAUGGUGAUGAACACUCCUGCGAGCAAGAAGACCAUAGAGUACGAAAAUGCAGGUAUCAUGACCCGCAUCCGAUAUACAAAUGUGAACGGUUUGAUGAAGUCCCAAAGAGUCAGAGGAGUCGUGUCGAUUCGUUUAAAUUUGAAAAGCGAAGUAGGCGUCCGACCGGGUACGUAGCGCGUUUCGUGGCCAAAGAUGAGAUAGAGGAGGAAUUGCACACCGUUCGUCUGCUCAACAUCUUAGUGUCCUUAGUCAAAAGAAUGACUUUUCUCGAGAUCCUUACGAUGGCUAGCACCCAAUAGAUCCAUCUAUAUCCAACUCGGGUUGCAACAAAUCCAAAUAUCAGAGGCGCUGUUGGCACACCAAGGCUGAUCAUCACAGUCCACAUGCCCAUAUAUCUCGCUCUUUGAUGUUUGAAGAAACACUCUGAGACGACUGCGC